Molecule: messenger RNA, 1464 nt
Organism: Asparagus officinalis (garden asparagus)
Lineage: Eukaryota; Viridiplantae; Streptophyta; Magnoliopsida; Asparagales; Asparagaceae
Exons: 2
Coding region: 1-1464 (487 amino acids)
Source: RefSeq, a predicted model, not a curated record
AUGGACAGGGAAAUAAGCACUGUUAAUGUUACAGCCAGGGGCAAAAGAAGUGUGAUGUUAAAAAAGGAGAUAAAAAGCAAGAUUGUAGGAGAUAAGGACAAAAAAAGGGGCAAAAGAAGUGUGAUGUUAAAAAAGGAGAUAAAAAGCAAGAUUGUAGGAGAUAAGGACAAAAAAAGCAUGAAAGUUGAAGAGAGCUGCAGAAGAAGCGAGAGAGUAAGACAAAAGAGCAUAGGAAAUAGGAAACUAAAAUCUCAAGGACAUAAAAAAGUUUCAAAAAAGAGAAAAAUAUCUGAAAGUAAAAUGGUAGAGGCGAAAGAGGAUAAAGGGAAACAUGUUGUUACAAAGAUUAAAAUUAAAUUUAAUGGCCCUAAGAGAAGCGAGGAAGGUAUAUCUGAAAGAACAAGGGCUAAAAUUAAAUUUAAUGGUCCUAAGAGAAGCAAGGAAAAUAAAUCUGAAAGUGCGAAGUCUGAAAAAUAUGAGAAUGGAAUCAGUUGGCGUAAGAGGAAGAGAUCAGUUGUUCGUUUUUCUUACUGGCUGAAUGGGCUCCUAUGGACACAUAAGGCAGUUACUGAAGGACAAAGUGAUUUUAAAGAAAGAAAUGUAAUUCUACCUUUUCAACAGGAUCUGAUUACAACACCGUGUUGCUGUCUUUGCCAUCAAGAAUACAAUUCUGGAGUUAUCUAUAUUAGUUGUGAGCGCUGCCAAGGUUGGUUCCAUGGAGAUAUAUUUGGCCUGGCUGUUGAGAACAUCAAUCACUUGAUCGGGUUUCUAUGUCACAAAUGCCGCAUGAGAGAUGAACCUGUAUGUCCCUUCUCAGAUGGCACGAUUGGUGGUGCUGAGUUAGAUAGAAAAUAUGAAAUUGGGAUGAAUGUCAUGAGUAAUGAGGGCCAAAAUGAUGUAGAUCAACAAUAUGGUGAUCCUGUACUUUGCAAGCACGGAUAUUUGGAUGAAGAUUGUUUGGCUAGAGUUCAGAGUAAGGACCGUUUUGAUAAGUUGCAAAGAGAGAAUGUUCCUGAAGAGGAACUUUGCUUGUCCUCUAAUUCUAAAUUAACAAAUGGACACCUUGCACAUCUCCAACAGAAGAAUAAUUUUGAAGAGUUUCGUAAUUGUGUACGUGAAGCUUGUCCUUCUAUAAUUCAAAGUCAAGACCAUAUGGAUGAGAAGCAAAGGGAGGAUGUUACACUACAUGAAGAGGAACCUUCUUCGUGCCCUAAAAGUGUAUCAGAAAAUCUGGACAAUGUCCAGUUACCUCAGGUAGAAGAAGCAUAUAUUUCAUCUACCAAAAACGAGAGUGUAGUUGAAGUAGGAGUUGCUUUGCCUGAAGCACAGGAGGAGUUAUAUGGAAUGAUUGAGAUCCCUGAUCCUGGUAUAGAAGUUGGUAUUCACAAUGACUCAAUUAAAUUUGACCCGCAGAUAACUCUACCAGCACUAAAUUUGGAUGAUGCUGAUAGGGUUACGGGUUAA